Messenger RNA from Eruca vesicaria subsp. sativa (arugula), 486 nucleotides. Lineage: Eukaryota; Viridiplantae; Streptophyta; Magnoliopsida; Brassicales; Brassicaceae. The record is from the annotation of a GenBank genome assembly.
CGAGAAGGCAUCAUCUCUCUCUCUCUCUUACUGUCGGCCUAAAACCUUGUCUUUAGGGUUUAUCACUUCAAUGGAGAAACAGAAUCAACAAACAGUAUGCGGCCAAGAGGCUCUCCUUCUUCUCAAUUGCGUAACUGAGUCUCCUUUCGAUCAAGAGAAAUGUCUCCGCUUCUUGCAAUCUCUCAGAGAAUGCGUUCUCUCUAAGAAAGUUAACAAGUUCGUGAUACCGAGUCAGGAACAUGCUAAUGAGGGAGCAGCUGGCUCAGCUACCAAGAGACCUUCAUAACCUUCUUUUUAAGUUGUAAUCUCAUAUGAUUGUUUUAUCUUGUAAGGCCUCAACCUCAGGGAAUUAGAGGUUUUACACAUUUUGUUACUGUGUAUGCUGAAAACUUUGAGGAGCUAAAGAGAUACUUAAUUUUACUGUUUGUUUCUCUGUAAACGACUUUUUUGAUUGCUCGUAAAGAAACACAGCCAAAUAAGUUCAGA